UCAGGUGGACAUGAUGAGCAGGACUAGUUACUACGACACCUACCAGGAUGUUGCUAACAGCGUCACCGUCAUCAUGCUGCCCUACAAUAGCAGCACGUCCAUGAUGAUCGUCCUGCCUGAUGAACGUGGUGGGGGGGUGGCUGGGGUGGAGGGCUCCAUCAACAAGGACCACAUCAGGCGCUGGAGAAACUCGGCGUCCAAGAAAUACGUGGAACUCUUCCUGCCAAAGUUUUCCAUCUCUGCUGACGCUCCUCUGGAAAACACUCUCAAAGAAAUGGGCAUAACCAACGCUUUUGAGAACAACGCUGAUUUCUCUGGCAUUUCUGACAAUGUCAAGGUCAAAGUCUCAAAGGCGUCACACAAGGCUGCGCUGAGUGUCACUGAGAUGGGAACAGAGGCGGCAGCCGUCACCGUAUUUGAGUUCAUAUGGUAUUCGAGGCCUCCAACAGUCCGAAUCGACAGACCCUUCUUGGUCUUCAUCCUGGAGAAGUCCACUAACAGCAUCCUCUUCAUGGGCAAGAUCAACAACCCCACAGCCAUGUAGAGG
Plectropomus leopardus (leopard coralgrouper) is the source of this 547-nucleotide messenger RNA. NCBI's taxonomy places the organism in Eukaryota, Metazoa, Chordata, Actinopteri, Perciformes, Serranidae. The record is from RefSeq and is a predicted model, not a curated record.